Messenger RNA from Camelina sativa (false flax), 763 nucleotides. RefSeq names its product large ribosomal subunit protein eL28z. The record is from RefSeq and is a predicted model, not a curated record. Lineage: Eukaryota; Viridiplantae; Streptophyta; Magnoliopsida; Brassicales; Brassicaceae. Gene Ontology annotation, molecular function: structural constituent of ribosome. Gene Ontology annotation, cellular component: ribosome. Gene Ontology annotation, biological process: translation.
UCAUAUAUAAAUUAGCUCCAUCGUCUUCUCACAAAAGCUCCGGCGCCACCAUUAAAAACCAAGUCUCUCUAUCUCUCUCAGCGAAAUCGCACGGGUUUAGAAAUGGCGACAGUUCCAGGACAAUUGAUCUGGGAGAUCGUGAAGAAGAACAACUGUUUCUUGGUGAAACAGUUCGGUAGAGGAAACUCCAAGGUUCAAUUCAGCAAGGAGACUAACAAUCUCGCCAACGUUCACUCCUACAAGCACUCUGGUCUUGCAAACAAAAAGACUGUGACCAUCCAGGCCGCUGGCAAGGAACAAGCUGUUGUGCUCGCCACCACCAAGACCAAGAAGCAGAACAAGCCUAAGGUCUCUGUCAACAAGUCUAUCCUGAAGAAGGAAUUCCCCAGGAUGUCCAAGGCUGUUGCUAACCAGGUGGUGGACAACUACUACAGGCCAGACUUGAAGAAAGCAGCUCUUGCUAGACUCAGUGUCAUCAGCAAAGGCCUUAGGGUUGCCAAGUCCGGUGCCAAGCAAAGAAACAGACAAGCUUAAGCUUAAGUUUUGUUUUUCAAAAUUUGUUUUUUUUUGAAGUAAGAGAUUUUUGCUGAACAGGUUUUAUCUAAGUUUUAUUUGUUGAAGUUGAACCAUAACGCUAUGCACCUCCUUUUCAUUAUCCCUUUCGAAAAGGAGUUAGAUGUUUUCCGUAUUAUUAUGCUCAUGUUUCUUGUGUUUCGUUUUGUUAGAUCUUUAUCUUCAAUCAAGAAUUUGCUUUAGCCCUCAA